This is a messenger RNA of Cornus florida, 908 nucleotides long. RefSeq names its product HMG1/2-like protein. The record is from RefSeq and is a predicted model, not a curated record. NCBI's taxonomy places the organism in Eukaryota, Viridiplantae, Streptophyta, Magnoliopsida, Cornales, Cornaceae. The transcript has 7 exons. Bases 257 to 703 code for a protein of 148 amino acids.
AAUUUGACAUCCCGCCUAAACCCGGGGUUCUUUUCGUCCGCAAUUGAAUUUCAAUUUCCCAAAUAAUUAUUGUCACCGCCUUUCAAAGCCCAAUCCCCUCUCUUUCUCUAUAUCACUCACACACACACAAACCCUAACCCUAAUACGUUCGUUGAAGCGGUAGGAAUUCAUCCGUCCUUUUAGCUGAGUUUCGCACACUUCGAUCAAUCCACACAGUAUCAGUUACUAAUUCGACACUGUAGUUGCAGGAAUCGCCAUGAAAGGCCGUAAAUCUAAGUCAGAGUCAAAGAAAUCAGACACCAAGCUUUCUGUGAAUACAGCCCCUGCCAAAUCAUCCAAGAGAAAGGCAGCGGUGGACCCUAACAAACCAAAGAGGCCUGCCAGUGCUUUUUUUGUUUUCUUGGAAGACUUCAGAAAGCAGUUCAAGGAAAAGAAUCCUAACAACAAAUUAGUGUCUGCUGUAGGCAAAGCUGCUGGAUCCAAAUGGAAGGCAAUGUCUGAUGCUGAGAAAGCACCAUAUGUUUCAAAGUCAGAACAGCGGAAGAAGGAUUAUGAAAAGAACAUGGACGCCUACAACAAGAAAUUGGCUCGAGGUACAAAUGCUUCUGAGAAUGAGUUGGAGUCUGACAAGUCCAGGUCUGAAGCCAAUGAUGAGGAAGAUGAAGGAUCGGAGGGCAGUGGAGAGGUGGAAGAUAGCGAGUAGAAUUCAGUAUGAUUGGCGGGCACUUCUGGUGUUUGAUAGCUUCUAUGUUAUGUUAAUCCCUUGCUCGCAUUUUGAUAUAUUCCGGUGACAAGUAUAUUGUCCCUGCCCUUUCAUUUUGUUUUACCCGCCAAUUUAAUGGAUAGUUGACAGAACUUAUGAAUUUUGUAGAGCAAGUUAAUCUUUUAUUUGGUUUAGUUUACAAAAA